UUCCUUCUCUUUGGCAUAUCCCGGAUUUUGUUUUGAGCUUUGGGCUUCCCGCCAGAAGAGAUGCCUCAGGAACAGUAUGCCCAGAGAAGCACCAUGCAGAGCUCAGAAGGACCACAUGUAUACAAAGUGGGAAUUUAUGGUUGGAGGAAGAGGUGCCUCUAUUUCUUUGUGCUACUUCUAAUGAUUUUAAUCCUGGUGAAUCUUGCCAUGACCAUCUGGAUUCUCAAAGUUAUGAAUUUCACAAUUGAUGGAAUGGGAAACCUAAGGAUUACAGAAAAAGGUUUAACGCUAGAAGGAGAUUCAGAAUUCUUGAAACCUCUCUACGCCAAAGAAAUCCGGUCCAGGACAGGCAACCCUCUGUACUUCCAGUCUGCUCAAAAUGUUACAGUGAACAUUCUCAAUGAGGAGAGUAAAGUUCUUACACGUCUGGUAACAGGUCCCAAAGCAGUGGAAGCCUACAGCCAAAAAUUUCAAGUGCUAACCACUUCAGGGAAAUUGUUAUUUUCUGCAGAUGAUAACGAAGUGGUCGUUGGAGCAGAAAGGCUGAAAGUUUUAGGAGCAGAAGGCACAGUGUUCCCCAAAUCUAUAGAAACUCCUAAUGUCAGGGCAGACCCCUUCAAGGAACUAAGGUAAAUUCUGACAUUUAGUUCUAAUGUAAACUCAGAGGUACCUUGCUUGAAUUGUGCAUUCUGGCUGGUGAUAUUUCAAAUCCUGAAGUAAUUAAGAACUACGCAGUUGCAUAGAUGUCACUGAAUAGCAGAAAACAGUUAUACUUCAA
Protobothrops mucrosquamatus (brown spotted pit viper) is the source of this 778-nucleotide messenger RNA. It is a transcript of the gene SGCD, whose product is annotated as sarcoglycan delta. Lineage: Eukaryota; Metazoa; Chordata; Lepidosauria; Squamata; Viperidae. The coding region runs from base 61 to 633 and encodes 190 amino acids. Gene Ontology annotation, cellular component: sarcolemma; sarcoglycan complex. The transcript has 6 exons. Gene Ontology annotation, biological process: cardiac muscle tissue development; heart contraction. The record is from RefSeq and is a predicted model, not a curated record.